AUGACGGACAAAGAAAUUCCACGCGUGAAGGCAUCCGUGGGUGCGGCAAAGAUUCACGAGUUGAUGCUAGAGUAUGGGGGAGUCAUCAUCGAGGAAUUUCUCUCCCCUGCCGAGGUUGAACAGCUAAAUAGCGACAUUGACGCACCGUUCGAGGCUCUCCAACACGGCUCUCUUAGUGAUGUCAAAGCAUUAAAAGACUUCCACGGGGAAAAGACGAAACGACUAACCAACUUGGUCACCUACAGCAAGGUGUUCCGGCAGGAUAUCUUGAACAAAGAUAUCCUACACGCCAUACUAGAAAUUGUCUAUUCCCAGGACAACAGCUCGUACUGGAUGUCAGCGGCUCAAGCUAUCGAGAUCCACCCAGGAAACGAAGAACAGAGACUGCAUCGCGACCAGAGCCAGUUCAGAGUAUUCAACUUGCUCGGCCCAGAAGGUCCUGAAGCUGUGAUCAAUUUCCUCACCGCACUUACUCCCUUCACGGAGAUCAAUGGCGCAACACGAGUCAUUCCAAGAUCGAACAAGUGGACAGAUUUCACUGACAUGGGACGAUCUGAGCACACCAUCCCUGCGUUAAUGAACCCCGGCGACGCUCUGAUGAUCACCGGAAAAACAGUGCACGGUGGAGGUGCAAAUAAAACCGUCGACGAAAAGCGCAGAGGCCUCGCGCUGACUUUUAGUCUCAGUUACCUCACCCCAGAAGAAGCAUAUCCAUUUCAAAUCAGUCACGACGUCGCGAAGACCAUGACAAAGAAGGCUCAGCGGCUCAUUGGGUUCAGAUCCCAGUAUCCGGCUUCCUCGGGCGGGUUAUGGCAAUGUGAUUAUGCAGAGCUGGCGGAUUUUCUUGAAUUGGACUCCGUGGAGGCACCUUCCCAGAUCCAGAAGACCAACGGGUAUCAUUAG
Molecule: messenger RNA, 903 nt
Organism: Exophiala spinifera
Lineage: Eukaryota; Fungi; Ascomycota; Eurotiomycetes; Chaetothyriales; Herpotrichiellaceae
Exons: 1
Coding region: 1-903 (300 amino acids)
Source: RefSeq, a predicted model, not a curated record